UAAUAGUUCUUAACUUACUUGUGAUUGCAGUUGGGUGGUCAUGUUACCAAAUGGGUCAUGGUAGAAAACUAGAUCCAGAGCCAGGGAGGUGCAGAAGAACAGAUGGGAAGAAAUGGAGAUGCUCAAAAGAAGCAGGCUCAGAUUCAAAGUACUGUGACAGACACAAGCAUAGAAGCAAAAAACGUUCAAGAAAGCAUGUUGAAUCUAUGGAAACUGCUGAUUCAUCAAAAGGCAGAAACACGAUUCAAGCUUCUUUAAGAAUCCCCACCAAUCAGAAGAAAUUGCUCAUGGACUCCUCCUUUAGCCUUUGUUCCAGUCCAGAUAACAGUUUCAGGUAUGGCCACUGGAAGAAUGAGGAAGUUGACAAUAAUGAACAUGUUUUUCUAUCUAAUGCUGGUUAUGGGAAAGGAAAAGGCUACUCAAGCUCGUUACUUGAUGAUUCUUGGCAAUUGAAGGAAAAGAGUUACCUUGGUUUUACAUCUAAGGAGCAAUGCUUGCAGUUUGAAGGCCUCAAUAAACCUUCUAAACAUUGCCAAAAUCAAAUGUUUUUGGGUACAGAGAAAGUGAUGCACCAUUUCAUUUAACUUAUUUGGAAGUCCAACUUAUCAUGUAAAAGUCGUUUAUCAUUC
Messenger RNA from Impatiens glandulifera, 629 nucleotides. Its product is annotated as growth-regulating factor 2-like. NCBI's taxonomy places the organism in Eukaryota, Viridiplantae, Streptophyta, Magnoliopsida, Ericales, Balsaminaceae. Gene Ontology annotation, cellular component: nucleus. The record is from RefSeq and is a predicted model, not a curated record. The coding region runs from base 51 to 584 and encodes 177 amino acids. Gene Ontology annotation, biological process: developmental process; DNA-templated transcription. The transcript has 2 exons.